Peronospora farinosa is the source of this 672-nucleotide messenger RNA. Lineage: Eukaryota; Oomycota; Peronosporomycetes; Peronosporales; Peronosporaceae. The record is from the annotation of a GenBank genome assembly.
AUGGUCGGGUUUUUGCGCAAGAAGAAAUCGGACAAAGCGGUACUCUCGGGUGGCACAGUGCUUGACCGCAAGGGCAAGGUGGAUAAUGCCAGUCUACUGGAUGGCGACGGUGAGCCUACGGAGGGCUCGCUUUAUGACGCAAACGGUAAACGUGUGAGCCAUGGCCACGGCCACCGCAAAUCGGACGAAGAGAAUCGUCCGAACCCCGUGAAUAAUGCUGGGUACCCGCCAGUCAUGGCAACGGGCAUGUAUCCUCGCCCCCACCAGCAGCAGCAACCGGGUGUCUAUGGCAUGGGCAACAGCCAGCCUCAACAGCAUUUCGGUCAGCAGCAAUAUCCUGGCCAGCAGCAAUACCCUAGCCAGCAGCCUCAACAUCAAUUUGGACAGCCGCCUCUACCACAGCAAUAUGGACAGCCGCCUCUACCACAGCAAUAUGGACAGCCGCCUCUACCACAGCAAUAUGGACAGCCGCAACCACAGCGGUAUGGACAACCUCAGCAGCUGCAAUCCGGCCAGCCUAGCGGCUACGGCCAACAGCAACAUUACCCACCCACGACGUUAGGUGGACAGUAUGAGUAUCCGGUACGAUAUGGCCAGAUGCCUCCCCCGAUGCCAUCAGCAGCGCCCAAGCGCUCACGGUUCCGUUUUCCUAGUAUAGGCAAGAAGAACUGA